GUACUCGCUUGGUGGGCGGGGCCAGGGCCCUCCGCUUGCUCCGCUCCUUCGGCGAGAAGAGGCGGCCUCUCGGGCCCGCCGGGAUGCGGCCGUCUUCGCUCUCUCCCUCCUCCGGCCGGCGGCAGCGGCAGCACCGGCGCGUCCCCGGCGCGUCGUCCGUGGCCCUCGCGGCGGGGCUGGUGCUUCUCUACUACGCCUUCUCCAUCGGCAUCACCUUCUACAACAAGUGGAUCAUGAAGAGUUUCGGCUUCCCGCUCUUCAUGACGCUCCUGCACCUGUUGGUCAUCUUCCUGCUCUCUGGCCUGGCCCGGCGCUGCGCCAAGCGGCCCGCCCGCCCCCUCCUCCCCUGGGCCGCCUACCUGCGCCAGGUGGCCCCCGCAGCACUGUCAACAGCCUUGGAUGUGGGGCUCAGCAACUGGAGCUUCCUCUACAUCACUGUCUCCCUCUACACCAUGACCAAGUCCUCAGCCGUCCUGUUCAUCUUGUUCUUCUCUCUCAUCUUCAAACUGGAGGAGCCAAGAGCCGCGCUGGUGGUGGUGGUGCUGCUCAUUGCCGGGGGGCUCUUCCUGUUCACCUACAAGGCCACCCAGUUCGACACCGAAGGCUUUGCCAUGGUGCUAGGCGCCUCUUUCCUGGGAGGCAUCCGCUGGACCUUGACACAGAUGCUUCUGCAGAAGGAUGAGCUGGGGCUCCAGAAUCCCAUAGACACCAUGUUCCACCUGCAGCCGGCCAUGUUCCUGGGCCUCUUUCCCCUCUUUGCUGCGUUUGAGGGCCUGCCCUUGUCUGCAUCGGAGAAGAUGUUCCGCUUCUACGAGGUGGAGCUGCUGCUGGUCCUCUUGGGAAAACUCACCCUUGGGGGGAUGCUGGCGUUUGGGCUGGGCUUCUCUGAGUUUCUCUUGGUGUCAAAGACCUCCAGCCUUGCCUUGUCCAUCUCUGGAAUUUUCAAGGAAGUCUGCACUCUGCUGCUGGCCACACAUCUCAUGGGAGACCACCUGAGCCUCUUGAACUGGCUGGGUUUUGUCGUGUGCCUCCUGGGUCUUUCCCUUCAUGUUGCCCUGAAGGCCCUCAGUGCCACAGGGCAAAAGGGCACUCAUCAACCCAAGGAGCCUGGCUCCAGCCCUGACUUGGAGCUGCUGCUGCUGCAUCGCCAGGAGCAAGAGGAUCCCGUGGGUUUCCCCCAACGCUGAACCACUCCAGCAGCUCAGCCUGGAUGGGCCUGGCAAUCACAAGGCAGGAGUGUGGCAGCCCUCUUGUGUGGCCUGGGAGCUCAUGCUGGGGUCUGUGGGGCUUAUGGUGGGGCAGUGUCCCAAAGGAAAGAUGGGGAGAGGCUGAAACAAUUGGUGUUACAGGAAGGGUCUUGGGGGCCAGGUCAUAGGAUGCUUGGGGAGAGGGAAUGGGGUGCAGGCACUGAGGGGGCGUGACUGGCCCAGAUAGCACACUUGGUGCCGAUUGUGAAACUAAGCUGAAUGUGCCAUGCUGAGUGCUCCCUUGGCCUUGUGUAGGGGGGCAGUGGGGGCACCUCAUGUCUGGACCCAUCCUUCUCUGCCCUGUGUGCACCUUUCUUUGGCUUAGGGUCGGCAGCUGUGCAUGUUGCGUGCAGAUGUGCCAAUGCACGGAAAGGCAGUUGGUGUGAUGGACCAGCUGGGCUGAAGUUGGCUGUGGGGGGGCAUUUUGCUUUCAUCUGCUGCUGGAUUUUGCAGUGGUCCUUGAAGCUGGUGGAGAGUUGAUGUCACAGUGGUUUUUGAAAAGGGACACUUUAAGAUGACCCUUGAGCUCCAGGCCGUUGAGACUGGAGUCAUUGGCUGCCAGUUUGGUAGCCAGGGCUGAGGAGUAAGUUGCAGAAAUGUGCCUUGGGAGGGAUGUGGGCGAAGAGCAAGACCUUUGGGCAGCUGGACUUGCAGGUGAGCAAGUCUCGGAUCACUGUCUCAGGAGAGAACGUGGCAGUCUCCUUGCUGGUUCACCUCGUCCCCAGCCAUGGCUGCUUAGAACGGCUAAGAAGCUCACAAGAAGGGUGUGGCAGUGCCCACUCGGAGGGCGUGCCCUGUGGAAGCCCUGCUGGCAGGCAGUGAGGUAGGCCUCUGAACCCAGAGUGCCCUGGACGAGUUGAUGCAUUUUCAGUGAAGAGAAGCUGUUCCUUACCAUCUGGCCAGGAUGCCCCUUGGAGAACAUGACCCAUUCAGAGAGGAUUCUUUGGCACAAGGUUCUCUUAUGGUUGUCAUCAUUAUGACCUUGAAGGAGGUCUGGGAAUUUCCUCUACCCAUCUCUGGGCUCAGGAGAAUAGUGGGAUCCCCAUUUUUGGACCCCUGACCCCUGUGCAUCUUUGCUUUGAAGCAAAUCCCAUUGAAUUCAGCUGAACUUGCAAGUGAGCAAGUCUCGGAUCACAGCCUCAGGAGAGAACUUGGCAGCCUGCUGGCUCACCUCGUCCCCAGCUGCGGCUGUUUAGAAUGGCCCCGAGAAGCUCACAGGAAGGGUGUGGCAGUGGCUACUCAGAAGUGCCCACCGUAUUUUAAAAUGUGACUACGCCACCCACUCCUAUGUAAUGGCAACGGUGAUGCUUGCAGUUUUUAGGAACCUUAGGAGAGUCUUAGUUGGACCAAAGUGGGCCCAUCUCGACCAGCAUCCUGUUUGCCACAGGGCCAACCAUAUGCCCAAGCAGGAAGCCCACAAGCAGGCCCUGAGCACAGCAGCAAGGCUCUCCCCACUUGUGAUUCUGAGGGACUGGUGUUUAGGCAUGCGGAUGCUGGAGGCAGCACAUAGCCACCGUGACUAGUAGCUGUUGAUGGGCCCCUCUGCCCUUUGGAUUUCUCUGGUCCCCUUCUGAGGCCACCUGAGUUGGUGGCCCUCACCUGGUCUCAUGGAAGUGAGUUCCAUCGUUAGCAGUGCGCUCUGUGAAGAAGUGCCUUCCGUUUGUCCGUCCUGAAUCUCCCUCCACUCUUCAUUGGAUGACUCUAGCUGGGCUCUAGCGCAGGGAGGGAGGGAGAGCAACUUCUCUCCGUUCACGUCAUGCAUAAUUUCAUGCACCUCCAAUAUAUACCUUUUUCUUUUCUAAACUGAAACUGUUGUAGCUAUUCCUCAUAGGGAAGUUGCCCUAGUGCCUUAAUUGUUUUGGGUUUGGGGGUGGAAGGCGUUACACUUGAUCAUUGUGGUUGCCCUUUUCUAGACCUUUUUCCGCUUUGAUAACACAGAUCCUAUUUUGAGAUGAAGCAACCAAAACUGUGCACAGUAUUCUUGUCUGACCACCAUAGACUUUGAUAAAGGCAGUGUAACUACAGUCCUACCCUUAUGAAAAUCUGUGGUAUGAUUGAACUUGGAAUGCUGUAUACAUCUUCAUUUUCGAUCUGUAACUUGGGAUUUGCCUUUUUGACAGCCACUAUACAUUCAGCUGAUGCUUUCAUCGAGCUGCCCUCUAGAACCCCAAGAUCCUUCUCGUGAUCAAGUCACUUGGAUCCCAUCAGUAUAUAUGCAAAGUUGGGAUUUGUUUUAGUCCAAUUGAACCCUAUUGCCAUUUUAUUGUGCAUCCACCCAGCUUGUUUGCAAAAAUCCUUUAGAGCACUUUGCAGUCUAUCAUUCUUACCCUCUUGAAUCAUUUCAUGUCAACUAUAAUCUUGGCCACUCCUCAUCCUUUAACACAAAAUCAUGUAUGGUCAAGUUAAAAAGUACAGGAGGCCCCAACACGGCUGUGUUUCUUUCAUUAUGUGAAUGGUCCAUUUGUUUGUCCUUUCUGCUUCCUGUUCAACCAGUUGCCAUUCCGUGAGAGAUCCUGUCCUUUUAUUCCAUAACUGCUAAAUUUACUAUGGAGUCUGAGAACACAAGGGAGGGGUUUUUGGGAAGAGAGAUUAGUUGCUUCUUUAUAAAUGUCUGCUAGUAUCCUCAGGGAGGGUGUUCAGUAUCUUCCGCACUCUUUGCCUUUGUGACACUUUGCACCACUCUAUCUGGGGCAGGAUUCCUGAAUUGGCAUUCAGCUAGUGACCUUCCUUCUGUUCCAGUAUUAAGGAGGCUGGGUUUGGUUAAUGGUGCAGCUGGGCCGCCUCACUGGCUGACUCUUUUCUGGUGUACUGAAUAAAAUGCUUUGUUUUUCUUCCUCCUUAACAUGCUAUCUAUCUGGCUUUUAUCAGAUUUGAUUUGGGUUUUUGUCUUGGUUGCCUCUGUUGCAGCAGUGUGGCUGUGGGCACCUUCUUGCCUUCUGUAACCCUUUUGAAUUUUACCAUGUGGGAUCUAUUUUAAGUUUUCUUCUCUGUGCUUUUCCUAAUAUGCGGCAUACUUUUUUUUAAAAAAAGAAGCAACUACAACCCUUAAACUUUCUCAAGGGAUUUGACCUCUGCCUGAAGGAGAAUGACCCCAAGAUAUGAUACCUGGGUAAAUCUUUUCAGUUAAGGAGUGGUGGUGUGUGAGCCACGAUCAGUAGCAGAAGGCUGGCAGGAAUCAAAAGGGGACUUUUACUGGCCAAAAUGGGAAGCAUUGUAAUGUACAUUCCGCACUUAACACACAACUGCCUUGCAGCCCCCUUGGCAUCAAAAGGCAAGCUAUAAACAGUUGAACCAAGAAA
Molecule: messenger RNA, 4546 nt
Organism: Rhineura floridana
Lineage: Eukaryota; Metazoa; Chordata; Lepidosauria; Squamata; Rhineuridae
Gene: SLC35H1
Product: solute carrier family 35 member C2
Exons: 9
Coding region: 84-1187 (367 amino acids)
Biological process (GO): UDP-glucose transmembrane transport
Cellular component (GO): cis-Golgi network; Golgi apparatus; endoplasmic reticulum-Golgi intermediate compartment
Molecular function (GO): antiporter activity
Source: RefSeq, a predicted model, not a curated record